GUGUUGUUGUUGUAUUUUUUUUCCAUCUGGUCAGUCUCUGUUACUCGAAAGCGCCGCUCAAGUCGCGUGCGUGUAAGCUGUGUGUGUGGUACACACAGUGUAGGCCGGCGUGUGUGUUGUGAAUAAAUUCCGCGGGACACGCUGUUUCAUCAUCAACCCUGAUACUGUGAUACUCAGAAACUGUGAUACACAUUCAUCACAUUGUAACACAUUGACACUGCUCAGCUUGGACUGGACUGUGACCGCAGUCUAUAUAUUCUAGUCUAAGAGAUCUUUAUUAUAUUCUUGUCUGGUCAUUGUCUAAUUCAACAACUGGAUUAAUUCAUUAACGUUAAACAUUUUUUUUUUUACUUGUAAGUCUGGGACGGACAAUUUGUUAAAGUAAAGCUUAUUCCAUAUUGAUAUUCACUUGAAUAAAAAUUAUAAGGAGAAUCUAAGUUAGGCGUAAGUCACCCACCAAAAACAAGCGUCUGCUGGUGGCCAUCCUCGUCGGUGCUCUUAUCGUCGGGGUUGGCUUAGCUUUUGGGCUUGCCAUGGGCCUAAGAAAAGAUAAUGAAAAUAACAGUGGAACAAAAACACCAGUGUACAAAUCAGCAACACAGGCUUACAAACACGCUACAGUGGUAGCUGAUUCCAAAGUUAGUUCAGACAUUGGAAACAAUAUUUUAAAAAAGAAAGGCAACGCAAUAGAUGCUGCAGUUGCAACAUUGCUGGCAACAGGAGUGUUGAGUGCUCACAGUGCUGGUAUUGGAGGAGGUUCAUUUUUUGUUAUUUAUCACAAAGAUCAUGGAUGGCAUUCAGUUGAUAGCAGAGAAGCUGCACCAGCUGCUUCAACAAAGGAUAUGUUUAUUUUACCAGAGAAUAGAAAAAAAUCUAUGUAUGGUGGUAUGGCUAUUGGUGUGCCUGGAGAGGUGAAAGGCCUAUAUGAAGUUCACAGAAGGUUUGGAAAAGUCCCCUGGAGAGAAAUUGUUAUGCCAACAGUCAAACUCUGCCUGGAAGGUGCACCACUGACAAAAGCUUUACACCAUGCACUCAGUCGACUGCAAUCAGAUGAAGACAAGAACAAAUUCUUACCUUAUUUUGACCACAAUCGUAAUGUGAAACCUAUUGGAAGUCUCAUCCAACUACCUAAACUUGCCAAAACAUUCCAAGCUAUUGCUGAUGACCCAUUGUCUUUCUACAACGGCAGUUUAGCCAGUGAUAUUGUUGCAGAUAUAAAAGAAGCAGGUGGAAUUAUAGAAGUUGAAGACUUGGAAAACUACACCUUGAAAUGGGACAAACCAACAGAGAUGCAUUUGCCUGGUGAUUAUUGUGUGUACUCAGUACCUCCUCCAGGAAGUGGCCCUGUGCUGAGUUACAUUCUGAAUAUUCUCAGUGGGUAUAAUUUUGGUCCUGAGAGUAUUGCUACUGAUGAAGACACAAUACUUACACAUCAUAGAAUAAUUGAAGCAAUGAAAUUCGCCUAUGGCAAAAGAACUGAGUUGGGUGAUUCUAAUUUUAUUGAUGUUAAGGAGGAUGUUGAGCAAAUGACCUCCUUAGAAUAUGGUGAAAGAACAAGGCAGCGCAUAGAUGAUGAUAUAACAAAUGAAACAAAUUAUUAUCAGCCAACUUCCUAUAUUAACAACGAUGCUGGUACUGCCCACAUCUCUGUUGUGGAUGUGGAAGGCAAUGCUGUUUCUGUUACUAGCACAAUCAAUACAUAUUUUGGUAGCAGAGUAAGGGGAAAUAGAACUGGUAUAAUAUUCAAUAAUGAGAUGGAUGAUUUCUCAACACCAAAUUCACCAAACUACUUUGGACUUCCAGCAUCUGAAGCCAAUUUUAUCCGUCCAGGGAAAAGACCUAUGUCAUCAAUGUGUCCAGCAAUACUUUGGGAUAAAAAAUCUAAAAGGAUCAAACUUGUUACUGGUGCUGCUGGGGGAAGCAAAAUUACAUCAGCUACUGCUUUGAAUAUUAUUGAUGUUCUUUGGUUUGGUAUGCCAUUACCUGCAUCCAUAGACCGCCCAAGACUUCACCAUCAACUUAUGCCUCCUGAACUGGUGGUUGAAAAAGACUACCCAGAGACUAUACUCAAUGGACUUAGAGCUAAAGGACAUGUGACAAAAAAUAUGGUUGGUUAUUCAGUGAUUCAAGCAGUUGAUGUGCUAGAAAAUGGUAUUAUUGGAACUGCUGAUUUUCGAAAGGGAGGAGAGCCAAGUGGAUAUUAACUUUGUAAAUAAUAUUUUAAUUUAUUUAAGCAGGCUGAUUAGUGUAAGUGUUAGUCCAAAUGUUGUAUUUUUUAACGAGAGAAUAUGGGUCUAAUUCAUUGUUGCUUUUCUCUAAACUUUUUUUUUUUUUACUUGAUGUGCAAUUGGAUAUAUGUGACAGUAUGAUUUCUGAGAAAGCAACUGCUGUGAGAAGACUAACCUUACACAAGUUCAGCCUAUGCUAAUGUUCAAGUGUUGUGUACAUAUCACUUUUGUUGUCAAUUCAGUCAUUAUAUUUACAAAUUAUAUUCAGUAGCUAGAAUGAAGUAUUCUAGCAUUCUAUAGUAGUCUAUUACUACUAGUGCAAGUAUUGAGUGCAACUACAAAAUACAUUCUUAUUAGAACUGAACUCAAAAAGAAUGACCAAGAAAUUAUUGCUUUGCUGUUCAACAGUUGAUGGUAACUAUUUAGACCACCUUUUGUUCUUUAUAUUUUGUGAAGCUUUUUGUUAUUCCAUUCGACCAAUCUUACAUCUGUUCAAGUAAAUGAUUGGGACUGGGCUCUAAACAGUUGCCCUCUGUUGUAUACAUUGAGGCAAUUAAUAGGAAUUGGAUAAAAUGAGAAUCUCCGUAAGUAAA
This is a messenger RNA of Biomphalaria glabrata, 2821 nucleotides long. RefSeq names its product glutathione hydrolase 1 proenzyme-like. Gene Ontology annotation, cellular component: plasma membrane. Gene Ontology annotation, molecular function: glutathione gamma-glutamate hydrolase. Gene Ontology annotation, biological process: glutathione catabolic process. The transcript has 12 exons. The coding region runs from base 534 to 2204 and encodes 556 amino acids. Lineage: Eukaryota; Metazoa; Mollusca; Gastropoda; Planorbidae. The record is from RefSeq and is a predicted model, not a curated record.